AUGGAAACACUUGAGGAUGUUGUGAGUUUCAGCUCAGUGGAUUUGAGUCUUCCUGAGGACAGCGAGGCUCCCCGGUCCUACCACAAUGAUCAGACAUGACUGGACAACUGGCUGCAUGGAAACAAACAGAGACGUCGAAGGAAGCAGACUGACUGAAGGCCAGAAGAUGAGUGUUUGUGUGGAGGAAGAGGAGGACAGAGCAGAGUCUCCAGGAUCCAGCUGUCCGUCUCUGAAGAGUGACUGGUCCAAACGAAGCAAUCCAUUCUUCAGUAAUGAACCUGGACCCUCAGACACAAAAGUUCAGUCCAACAGACAGAGAGCAGAGUCUCCAGGAUCCAGCUGUCGGUCUAUUAAGAGUGACCGGUCCAAACGAAGCAAUCCAUUCUUCAGUAAUGAACCUGGACCCUCAGACACAAAAGAGAGGAAGAGGAGUCGUGUUUCUGUGGAGGAGCAGCCGUCCUGCUGUGCUUUGUGUCAGGACGUCCUGAAGGAUCCGGUCUCUACCAGCUGUGGACACUGGUUCUGCAGACGGUGCAUCACCUCAUACUGGGACCAGUCUGCUUCAUCAGGAGACUCCUCCUGUCCCCAGUGUGGAGACAGAUCCAGAACAAGACCUGGACUGCAGACAGCCAGUCAGACCAGCACUGUACAAACAGAUAGUGGUCUGCAGGAGGUUUUAGAUGAACAUAAGAUCAGUCUGAGGAGGAGAUGUGAACAUGUGACUGAAGGAAGUGAUGAAACAGGAAGAGGAACCCUCCUCAACAGGAUCUACACUGAGCUCUACAUCACAGAGGGACAGAGUGAAGAGGUUAAUACCCAACAUGAGGUGAGGCACCUUGAGACAGCUUCCAAGAUGGAGACCCUCCAUGACACUCCAAUCAAGUGCCACGACAUCUUUAAAGCCUUACCCGGCCAACAGGGACACAUCAGAGUCGUUCUGACGAACGGCGUCGCUGGCGUUGGAAAAACCUUCUCGGUGCAGAAGUUCACUCUGGACUGGGCAGAGGGCUUGGAAAACCAAGACGUCAGUCUGCUGAUUCUGCUUUCGUUCAGGGAGGUGAACUUGAUCAGAGAUGAGCGGUACAGUCUUCUCCAGCUGCUCCAUGUUUUCCAUCCAACAUUACAGAAGCUCACAGCAAAGAAGCUCGCUGUCUGUAAACUUCUGUUCAUCUUUGACGGCCUGGAUGAAAGCAGACUUUCACUGGAUUUCCACAACAAUGAGGUCGUGUCUGAUGUCACACAGGAGUCAUCAGUCAACGUGCUGCUGUCAAACCUCAUCGGGGAUCUGCUUCCCUCGGCUCUCGUGAUCACUUCCCGACCUGCAGCAGCCAAUCAGAUCCCUCCUUCAUGUGUUGACAGGGUAACAGAAGUACGAGGCUUCACUGACGCCCAGAAGGAGGAGUACUUCAGGAGGAGAGUCAGUGAUGAAGAGCUGUCCAGCAGAAUCAUCUCGCACAUCAAGACAUCCAGGAGCCUCCACAUCAUGUGUCUAAUCCCAGUCUUCUGCUGGAUCACUGCUACAGUUCUGGAGCACAUGUUGACUACAGACCAGAGAGGAGAGCUGCCCAAGACCCUGACUGACCUGUACUCACACUUCCUGCUGGUUCAGACAAAGAGGAAGAAGCAGAAGUAUGAUGAGGGUCAUGAGACGAGUCCACAGGAGCUGACGGAGGCUGACAGGGAAGUUCUUCUGAAGCUGGGGAGGCUGGCGUUUGAACAUCUGGAGAAAGGAAACCUCAUGUUCUACCAAGAAGACCUGGAGCAGUGUGGUCUGGAUGUCUCAGAGGCCUCGGUGUACUCAGGAGUUUGUACAGAGAUCUUCAGAAGAGAGAGUGUGAUCUUCCAGAAAACAGUCUACUGCUUUGUUCAUCUGAGCAUUCAGGAGUUUCUGGCUGCAGUCUACAUGUUCCACUGUUACACCGACAGCAACACAGAGGUACUGGAGGACUUCCUGGGGAAGACAUCCCUGGAUUUCUUCCUGAUGAGAGCCAUAGAGAAAUCCUUUAAAAGUGAAAAUGGCCACCUGGACCUGUUUGUUCGGUUCCUUCAUGGCCUCUCUCUGGAGUCCAACCAGAGACUCUUAGGAGGCCUGCUGGGUCGGACAGACAACAGUCCAGAAAUCAUCCAGAGAGCCAUCAACAACCUGAAGGAGAUGAACAGUGAGGAUAUCGCUCCUGACAGAAGCAUCAACAUCUUCCACUGUCUGACGGAGAUGAACGACCACUCAGUCCAUCGGGAGAUCCAAGAGUUCCUGAAGUCAGAGAACAGAUCAGAGAAGGAACUCUCUGAGAUCCACUGCUCAGCUCUGGCCUACAUGCUGCAGAUGUCAGAGGAGGUUCUGGAUGAGUUGGACCUGAAGAAGUACAACACAUCAGUGGAGGGACGACAGAGACUGAUUCCAGCUGUGAGGAACUGCAGAAAGGCUGUACUUUCUGGCUGUGGACUCUCAGAGACGCACUGUGAAGUCGUGGCCUCAGCUCUGAAGUCCAACCCCUCCCAUCUGAGAGAGCUGGACCUGAGUUACAACAAGCUGCAGGGUUCAGGAGUGAAGCUGCUGUCUGCUGGACUGGAGAGUCCACACUGUAGACUGGAGACUCUGAGAUUGAGUGGCUGCAGUUUGUCAGAGAUCAGCUGUGCUUCUCUGGUCUCAGCUCUGAAGUCCAACCCCUCCCAUCUGAGAGAGCUGGACCUGAGUGACAACAAGCUGCAGGAUUCAGGAGUGAAGCUGCUGUGUGGUUUUCUGGAGAGUCCACACUGCAGACUGGAGACUCUGAGAUUGAGGGGCUGCAGUUUGUCAGAGACCAGCUGUGCUUCUCUGGCCUUAGCUCUGAAGUCCAACCCCUCCCAUCUGAGAGAGCUACAGCUGAGCUACAACUACAUUCAGGAUUCAGAAGUGAAGCAGCUGUGUGAUUUUCUGGAGAGUCCAAACUGCAGACUGGAGACUCUGAGAUUGAGGAAGUGCAGUUUGUCAGAGAUCAGCUGUGCUUCUCUGGUCUCAGCUCUGAAGUCCAACCCCUCCCAUCUGAGAGAGCUGGAGCUGAGUGGAAACAAGCUGCAGGAUUCAGGAGUGAAGCUGCUGUGUGAAUUUCUCGAGAGUCCACACUGCAGACUGGAGACUCUGAGAUUGAGGUGCUGCAGUUUGUCAGAGAUCAGCUGUGCUUCUCUGGUCUCAGCUCUGAAGUCCAACCCCUCCCAUCUGAGAGAGCUAGAGCUGGGCUACAACAACAAGCUGCAGGAUUCAGGAGUGAAGCUGCUGUGUGAUUGUCUGGAGAGUCCACACUGCAGACUGGAAAUUCUGGGAUUGUGGAGCUGCAGUUUGUCAGAGAUCAGCUGUGCUUCUCUGGUCUCAGCUCUGAAGUCCAACCCCUCCCAUCUGAGAGAGCUGGACCUGAGUGACAACAAGCUGCAGGAUUCAGGAGUGAAGCUGCUGUGUGAUUUUCUGGAGAAUCCACACUGCAGACUGGAGACUCUGAGAUUGAGGGCCUGCAGUUUGUCAGAGAUCAGCUGUGCUUCUCUGGCCUCAGCUCUGAAGUCCAACCCCUCCCAUCUGAGAGAGCUGGAGCUGAGUGAAAACAACCUGCAGGAUUCAGGAGUGAAGCUGCUGUCUGCUGGACUGGAGAGUCCACACUGCAGACUGGAGACUCUGAGAUGGCAGUGGUGAUCUCUAUCAGAAUGUGAGGAAUCAGAAAUGUGGUUGUGUUGAGAGGACCAGCUGUGUCCUGAUGAUCCAGAGGUUGAAGCAGCAGCUGGUGUGUGGAGAGGCUCUGACUGGGCCAUGUUACUGGGAGGUGGAGUGGAGAGGAGAGCUUCACCCAGCAGUGACUGACGGAGGAAUCACAACAAGUGGAGAUGAGUGUCAGUGCUGCAGUCUGAACUGCUCUGAGAUCAGCUCCACUGUCAGACACAAAGGCAAGUCCACCAUCGUCCCUGUGUGUUCCUCUGGAUGUGACAGAGUAUCGUCAGUGUAUCUGGACUCUUUGCUGCUGCUCUGUCCUUCUACACCGUCUCUGCAGACACACUGAGACUCCUCCACUCCUUCUGCUCCACACUCAGCCACCUCCUCCACCUGCACCUGGACUUUAUUUUGGCUUUUUUAUUAUUAUUCAUUCAGAUAUUCUGAACCCAAAGUGCCUCUGCAGCUUUGUUCUGUUUAUGACAACAUAAAUGCAGAUUAACACGUAUUUUAAUGGAUUUUUCUGUUUUGCUCUCUGUUGCAUCUCCACCAUGUGGAAACAUGGUGAAUUGUAGUUAAUUCCCACUUUAUAUUUCUAAUUAAUUUUGGAAGUUGAUGUGAGAAAGCAGCAUCCAGCCUGCAUGCAUAAAGUUACCGCUCUGAAGUUCUGUUUUUCACCACCAAUGCCAGACUUUUCUCACAGUUUAACAGAUGAUUGUUUGUAACACACUUUGUAAAAUAGUCUCUUUUUCUAGUAUAUCCCAACAGAUUGUGUUAUUGCAGAAAACUGAACUAAAGAACUGAAGUCUGGUGAUAAUUAUCUGAGCGUUUGUCACUAUGAACGACCUCUUUCACUUUCACGUCGUCAGAUGAUCCAAAGUUAAUGUAAAAAUAUUGAUUAGAGAAGCUUUCAGUUAAUGAAAAUCUCUUGAUUUUGGUGAAAAGACUCUUAAGCUUUGGUCACACACUGAACACCAGAACAUUUUAAUAACUUGUUAUAUAUUUUUUUGUCACAUCACACCUGUUUCAGGCUCUUUACAUUGGCUCCCUGUUUGUUUUAGGAUUGAUUUUAAGAUCUUAUUGAUUACUUUUAAGGCUCUUCAUGGCUCCAGGCUAUAUUUUAGACCUUGUAAUCCCUUAUGAACCUUCACGUAGUUUGAGAUCUUCGGGCAGGGGUCUCCUGUCUCAUCCUUAGUCCAGGAUGGAAACUAAGGGGGACAGAGCCAAUUUGCCUGAAGACAUUAGGUUGUCUGAGUCAGUUUCUCUUGUUGUGAAGCACUUUGUACUUUAUUUAUAGAGCACUUAUCAAAACAAAGUUUUAUUAUUAUUAUUAUUAUGUCUGUUUGUAAUCUGACAAGAAAACUCUUAAGCUUUGGUCACACACUGAACACCAGAACAUUUUAAUAACUUGUUAUAUAUUUUUUCGCUUUUUGAAUUAAUCAGCAAAACACAACAUAAAAUGACUAUAAAUAACUAUAAACUGUAGUGUCAUUAUUUCUGAUUAAGAUGAUGUACAUGUAUAUAUUUGUUCGGUUUACUCAUAUCGUGACAAUUUUGUAUUAUUGCAGAAAAAGCACAAAUCCUGAUAUUCAAAUCCCAUCUUACUUCUCAUGUGAUGUAAAUCUCCACAGUCCAGCUUCUAUAAAGAUAAAUGUCCUGCA
Siniperca chuatsi (mandarin fish) is the source of this 5334-nucleotide messenger RNA. RefSeq names its product NACHT, LRR and PYD domains-containing protein 12-like. NCBI's taxonomy places the organism in Eukaryota, Metazoa, Chordata, Actinopteri, Centrarchiformes, Sinipercidae. Gene Ontology annotation, molecular function: protein binding. The record is from RefSeq and is a predicted model, not a curated record.